AUGUCCAAGUUUGGAACCUCAUUAUUGGUUCCUUCUGUACAAGAUCUUGCAAAGCAACUCAACACACAAGUUCUAGAACAAUAUCUUCAUCCAAAUCAAGACCCUAUUGCUGUAUCAAAUAUAAUUUCUUUACAACAAGUUCCACUCAUUGACUUAAGUAAAUUGUUAUCUGAAGAUGAACUUGAGGUAGAGAAGCUACAUCAUGCUUGUAAAGAAUGGGGAUUUUUCCAGCUGAUUAAUCAUGGAGUGAAUCAUUCAAUAGUGGAAAAUGUGAAGAUAGGUGUUCAUGAGUUUCUAAGUCUUCCGACGGAAGAGAAGAAGAAAUUUUGGCGAACCUCGGACGACAUAGAGGGUUUUGGUCAAUUGUUUGUUGUAUCUGAGAAUCAAAAGUUAGAAUGGGCAGAUUUUGUUAGGAUGCUAGAACCCUAA
Molecule: messenger RNA, 429 nt
Organism: Vicia faba (fava bean)
Lineage: Eukaryota; Viridiplantae; Streptophyta; Magnoliopsida; Fabales; Fabaceae
Source: the annotation of a GenBank genome assembly